Chrysochloris asiatica (Cape golden mole) is the source of this 231-nucleotide messenger RNA. RefSeq names its product small ubiquitin-related modifier 2-like. Gene Ontology annotation, cellular component: nucleus. The record is from RefSeq and is a predicted model, not a curated record. Gene Ontology annotation, biological process: protein sumoylation. Bases 1 to 231 code for a protein of 76 amino acids. The transcript is spliced from 2 exons. NCBI's taxonomy places the organism in Eukaryota, Metazoa, Chordata, Mammalia, Afrosoricida, Chrysochloridae. Gene Ontology annotation, molecular function: ubiquitin-like protein ligase binding; protein tag activity.
AUGGCCGACGAGAAACCCAAGGAAGGAGCCAAGACUGAGAACAAUGAUCAUAUUAAUUUGAAGGUGGCGGGGCAGGAUGGUUCUGUGGCGCCGUUUAAGAUUAAGAGGCACACACCACUUAGUAAACUAACGAAAGCCUAUUGUGAACGGCAGGAUACACCUGCACAGUUGGAAAUGAAAGCUGAAGAUACAAUUGGUGUGUUCCAGCAGCAGACAGGAAGUGUCUUCUAA